AUGGUGGCCCCAUUUCCGUACCGUACCGCAAUCAUUGAUUGUGUCAAAAGCUGAAUGACAAAUUCAGAGAUCGUUAAAAAGCUGAAAGUGUCUCAUGUUCUCGUUUUUCGAACUGCACAACGCUAACGGCAUCUCGGUACUUCAGAUGACAUCAAAAGAAGGGGAUUUCCAGUCACCGUCACGACUCCAGAAGCAGUCAAAGCCGUUCGAGAGAAAAUCAGACGCACUCCGGAAAGAAGCGUGAGAAAGAUGGCAAAAGAAUACGAAAUGAGUCGAGAAUCGAUGAGAACUAUUGUCAAGGACAAGCUGAAGAUGAUUCCCUACCGUAUGCAGAAAGGAGCUUUCCUCAAUCAAAAAAACAAGACAUUCCGGAUGAAAAAGGCUCGAAAGCUGCUCGCUGGCACGCAAGAUGGCUCGCAUCUGACGACGCUAUUUACCGACGAGAAAAUCUUCACUGUGGAGGCGAACAAGAACGGCCAAAACCAUCCGAUCAUCGCUACUGACUAUCAGAGUGCCUGUGAAAAAGGAAAAAUUCUGAAUAAAACUUCGCAUCCGGCUUCCGUGAUGGUUUUUUCCGGAAUUACCGCUGACGACAAAACUCCGCUGAUUUUUGUGGAUUCUGGAGUCAAAGUGAACCAAGUAUACUACAGGGAGUAGAUUUUAAAGUUGAGGGUGUUGCCCUGAGCCAAUUCUCACUACGGAAACCGACCAUGGACCUUCCAGCAAGACGGCGCCCCCGCUCAUCGUGCCAAAGGGACUCAAGAGUGGUGCAGCGCCAAUUUUCCCGAGUUCAUCUCGGCUGCUGAUUUGCCUGCUUCCUCGUCCGACCUCAACCCGAUAGACUAUGCCGUGUGGAUAUAUCUGACCGAGAAGGUCUCUUCUAAGAACUACCCAAGUAUCAAAGCUCUGAAGACCGGGCUCAUCAAGAAAUGGGAAGAAAUCGACGACGACUACCCUCGUGCCGUGAUCGAUGCGUAUCCGAAGAGACUGAAGGCCGUUAUCAAAGCUCACGGUGUUCCGCGCAAUGAAAAAAAAUGCGAAAUUUUGGGUCCCAGCGGCAUAUUAUCCGUGGCGCAUUAUUGCGCCCUUCUCAUGGUUUCUGAUGCAAAAAAAUUGAAUUUCUUCACUGUUUUUUUCUUGGUUUUUUUACUUUUUUUCUAUUUCUUGCAUUUAUGUUAUCCGCCUUUCUAUGGGUACAUCUUGUGGAGCUUUUAAAUUGCGCACUUUUUCUAAACCAGUUUCAGAUCUUUAACUUUUUUUCUCAAAAAGAGUUGAAGAUUUUUUUCUAAAAGUCCUAAUUUUUUUCAAAAAUUUUUGAAAUCUGUUUCGCGACAUGAAAAAGAGUCACUCUAUUUCGGAAACUAUAGUUUUUUUAAUUUAAUCAGUUAAUAAUAAAAAAAGUUAUUAUCUAGUUCCUUUGACGUAGUUUGAAACCGGUUUCGUGUAAAUUAGAGCCAAAUUGAAUUUGCUGAUGCAGUUUAAUGAUUUUCGAUAUAUGCAUCAUCUAAAUUAUAUAUUUUUUUCUAGUUUUUUUGAUGGUUUUUUUCGGAUUUAAACAAAAAUUUUUCGCCAUACGAGGUUUUUUCUAAAAUUUCUGCUUUCUAUCCAUUAUUUGUUUUUUUCUGAAGCUAGGUUUUCGAGGUAUAUAAAAUGUUUUUCAUUUGCUCCUCGAAUUUUCCUCAUUUCAAUAUUUUUUUCGUAUUUAUAAAUGCUUAUUCAAUGGGAGCUGAUUCACCUUCAUAAUAUUUUUUUGUUUUUUUAUUUUUGUAAUCAGUAAUUUAGAGUUUUUCCCCUUUCGAAAUCGUUCCUAAAUGUUUUUUUAACGUAAGUGAAUGUUUUUUUCACAUCAUAUUCUUCAAAAUGACAAAUUUCGAACAUUUCAGGAGCUAUUAUCCUGAAAUCGCAAAUUCUAAAAUUGAAAAAAACAUUUUGAGUAUGCGAUAGUGCGUCUCGGUGUGCUUACACCCUAAGCAUCAUAAUUUACGAAAAGUCUUGACCUUGCGUAAAGAAAAAAACACCGUGAGCUAAAGGAGGACGUUUUGAAAACUAUUCUUGAAUUUUGUUUCUAUAUUGUAUGAAUAAAAUUUGUUCCAAGUUUGGUGGUGUUUGGUUGACUUUUGAGAAAGUUAUAACGUUUCAAACGCGUUUCAAUAUUUAUUUGUCACCCUGUAGAAAGAAAGGAAAAGCGCCAAUUUCCGGAAAAAAACUAGCACAGUUAGAAUGUACCGCAACUUAGUAGAAUUAUUACUUCUAAAUGGCGUAAUACUAAAAAACCAAGUAAAAGGACGUAAAUUUUAUGACAACAAAAAGCAAAACUUAACAACAAAGGAACCCGACAAUUCGGAAACAAACAAAGGGAAAAAAUGAAAACGAUUUUUUCCCCAGUAUUUCUGGCGUGUUUCAUAUGCAAAUUUUCGAAAUUCUACUUAAAAUCAACUGACAAGGGCUGUGUGCGCGGUGAACAUCGAGUUAGGAAUUGAGGCUUAUAUGGUGGAUGGACCUAGGGAAGAGUGCUCCAAAACGAAAGAGAAAAUCUGCUAAGCGCCAUAGGGUACCGAGAAAAAGCUCGUCAAAGUUUUGCCGCCACGUAUAUGCCCGCGCUCGGAGUGCUCGGCCAGCAACUGGGAGCGUGGUGAAGUGGCAGUGCUCUUGAAUGGCGCUGACGUUAUGCUAGGUUCGAUUCCUUUUGACGUCAAACUUUUUUUGCUCUUGUUUAUUCAAUUCUUCUGCACUCUAUCAUCGAAACAAAAAAACAGCGAAAAAAAGUUUGAAUUGAAGGAGUUGAUUGAAAUUUGGGGAAGAAGAAAGGAGAAAGCACAAAAAAACUUUUUUUACGUCAAAUUUAGUUUUUUUCCAUCGAAAACUUCUAAAAAAAUCGUCCAAAUAAUAGAUGCUUGGGCGGCUUCUCGAGAUGAUAGCACAAUAAAAUACAAUAAAAGGUUGUAUACCUCGUGUAAAAAACUUAUAAUUGUGAAUAAUAUCACACUUGGCUCCUCUGGUCUCAUUCAACCACUUUAUAUGUUUUUUUCUUCUUUUUACUGUUUAGAAAUCUUUCAUCGCAAAAAUUCCACCGACUCUAUUUUCCCUUUUUUGAAGCCCCUCUCAUACCAAAAGGUUAGUUCUAUUGUUCACUGAAACUUUUGAAAUUUCAUAGAGAAUGCGAAAUUACAUUGACAGGUCUCCCUUUGUUUCGGGCUCGUACUCGUACCUGGUUUCUUUUUCACGAGUGAUUUUUUUCACUUAUAUUGUUUCGAUCCAAUCGUGUUGUGAUCUCGAAAGCCAUGAACCAAUUUUUUUUAGAACUUUUUUUCAAACUUUUUUUCGCUGUUUUUUUGUUCGAUGAUAGAGUGUAGAAGAAUUGAAUAAAAAAAAGCAAAAAAAGUUUGACGUCAAAAAGGAAUCGAACCUAGCAUAACGUCAGCGCCAUUCAAGAGCACUGCCACUUCACCACGCUCCCAGUUGCUGGCCGAGCACUCCGAGCGCGGGCAUAUACGUGGCGGCAAAACUUUGACGAGCUUUUUCUCGGUACCCUAUGGCGCUUAGCAGAUUUUCUCUUUCGUUUUGGAGCACUCUUCCCUAGGUCCAUCCACCAUAUAAGCCUCAAUUCCUAACUCGAUGUUCACCGCGCACACAGCCCUUGUGAGAUUUAUCAAAAUUAGCAUCGAUGGUUCUAGCUUUUACACGAAAUCCUUUUGCCUUCCCGGUUUCCUUAACUAAAACUUAUCGAGAAAAACAAUGAUAGCUAUGGAUGUAAAAUCAUGCACAACGCAAACUACAGAAGAAAAGAAAAUCUCUUUUCUAUUCACAAAAGUUAGAAUGUGGUGGAAGGAUGCGAUGUUGGCAACGUCCCGUGUUCCUCUGUGUCUCUGCUCACAGACGCCACACUCUCAUCACUCUAGCCCAAUGCAUUGCGUCGAGUUCAACUGGGGCAAAUGUGUGAUUGUUGCCAUGUCUUCCCAUUUACUCAGCCCACCCAAAGAUACAACAAUGAAAAAAUAAUGUUACCCAGCGAAUAAGACGACCGACUUGAGUGUAAUACAAAAAAGGAAUAAAUCUCACGAGUUAGACCCGUGACUCACAAUAACUACACGUGAACACGUCAUAAUAAUUGUAUUCGGUCACAGUGACCUUCUCGAAGAUGCUGGCAAACCAGUAUAAAAGGAAAGGCGCUCUUUUCUCUGAAUUGAGAACGAUUUUCGUCGCAGAAUUUCUUCAACUUUUCUUUGCAUAAAUUAUCUAUUUUUCAUUUGUAACUUACUUUAGAAUUAUAUGUUUUCAUUUAAAAUUUAAAUUCAUUCUUUUCAGAGAUGUCCUAUUGUUCAAUUACAAUGAGUGAAAAGAUGGUUGUUGAUAAGAGGAAGAAAAAAAAUACAGACAUUGAAGUGGAACGCGAUGCAAUCCGAAGAGAAAAAGAAGCCGUUUAUAUUCAGAAACUGCAAGCCAAGGUUCGUUUUUCUUUGAGUGCAUAAGUAUUUACAAUAAAAAAUAAGUUCAGGUUGAUAUUCUCAAGGCUAAAUAUGAUGUUGCUAAGACUAAUUUGGAAAAUGAGACAAAUCGCUUCGAUAAACGACGUGAAAUGACGAAUAAAAUCAGAAAGGUAAGAAGAUUUUUCACUCUAUGAUACUUUUAGAUCUUUUUCAGAAUAAACCAAUUCUGAAAUCUCGAAUAGAAGAAUUAAACGGAUGGCAUGCUAAGGAAGUGGAAAGAAAGAAAAAACUCAGAGAACAACUUGAAAUGGAGGUCGAUUUGGAAGAUGAUGAAGAUGAUCUUCGUUAA
Molecule: messenger RNA, 4776 nt
Organism: Caenorhabditis auriculariae
Lineage: Eukaryota; Metazoa; Nematoda; Chromadorea; Rhabditida; Rhabditidae
Source: the annotation of a GenBank genome assembly